Puccinia triticina is the source of this 837-nucleotide messenger RNA. RefSeq lists its product as uncharacterized. The record is from RefSeq and is a predicted model, not a curated record. NCBI's taxonomy places the organism in Eukaryota, Fungi, Basidiomycota, Pucciniomycetes, Pucciniales, Pucciniaceae. The coding region runs from base 1 to 837 and encodes 278 amino acids. The transcript has 3 exons.
AUGUUCACAUCGAUGAAGAAACUCAAGCCCACCGGAGCCGAGUUAGCAAAGGCCGGAAAGUUCCGGAAGCCACACCACAAGGCCAAAGCUCAUGUCGGCAAGUCGGUCGAGAAAGGCUCUUCUGUCAAGGAAGGCAAAGCAGCCAAAAACGGUAGAGGCGGUGAAAAACGCUCCCUCAAGGAGAGGAGGGUCAACUCGAUGCACUUCAAAGGCCCAUAUAAAUCCCUCGGUAGCAGGCCAGCUCCAAUAGUGAUCACCCGGAAGAUCGCUGUUCUCCGUCGACGACUGGCCGAGGGAUACUUCGAGAGGAUGAUGGAGAAGCGAAGUCCAUUAGAUUCACCGCUGGCUACCCUUUUGGGAACGGCUACAUCGACCGCUGGCUCACUUCCGGUUGUAGGAGUUCCACUCUCGGGUCUUUUGUCAAGUUUGCCCACGAACGCGCUCGCCGCUCCUGGUGCUCUGACCGGUCUCCUCGGGACGUUGACGGGUGCUCUCCAGAGCGCCCCGGUCCUCGGUGACCUCCUCAAGACGCUGCCGAUCAGCUCGCUCCUCCAAGGCAACCCCCUCAACAACGUCAAGAACACACUUUCCGGUCUCUUCGUCGCUAUUCCCAUCCUCGGCGGCCCUCUCGGAGGCCUGACCAACACCGUAACCGGCGCCGCUAGCGCCCUACCCAUAUCCCUGUUCGAUCUGGGAUCCGCGUCCCCGACCAGUUCACAACGAAACGUCGACACAGCCGAAGCUACCAACGACCUAUCGUCCCAAUCAACACCCCUAGCUAGUCUUCUGGGGCGUUCCCUCAGCUCCAGGAAAUUGACUGCCGCAAGAGAACACUAA